AUGGUAGGAACAACACAGCACGCAUCCGUUCGGCGAGAACGGACGUUGUGCACAGUAUCUCAGGUGACCAAUGGAGUUGCGGUUGUACCUGACCCACCUUCUACUUCUACAUUCGACACACCCGCUUUAGUCGGACCCAUUCUUUCACCUGCAUCAGCCAAGCCUACUCCAUCACCCGCUCCAGCCGGGCCCAUUCGUUCACCUGCAUCAGCCGGGCCCAUUCCAUCACCCGCUUCAGCCGGGCCCAUUCUAUCACCUACUUCAGCCAGACCCAAUCCAUCACCCUCUCCAGCCGGGCUUUCUACGUCUACUACUCCAUCACGGAGACCUCGAAAUGAUCCUAAGGGUGCUUCAGCUUCAGGCUUGCCACCACCCUCACGUAGACUUCGUCGGGGCAGUUCUUCUUCUACCGGGCCACCUCCGGAGGUACACGAAGAUGAUCCGGUGCGGGGGCCAGAGCCUGUUUGGUACCCCGGUAGGCCCGUAGAUGCCUCUCUUCUUAUUGGAUAUGCAAAUCAUGCUGCGAGACGUAUAUGGGAUGGAACUAUAAGUUUUAUUUGA
Messenger RNA from Vicia villosa (hairy vetch), 561 nucleotides. RefSeq names its product lysine-rich arabinogalactan protein 19-like. NCBI's taxonomy places the organism in Eukaryota, Viridiplantae, Streptophyta, Magnoliopsida, Fabales, Fabaceae. The record is from RefSeq and is a predicted model, not a curated record. The coding region runs from base 1 to 561 and encodes 186 amino acids. The transcript has a single exon.